GACCGCUCGCUCAGCUUGUUCGGCGUUCGGCGUCGUUAGCGUGUGCACGCGCGCCGCGUGUGCUGGUUGUGUCGGCAAGCUGCAGCAAGCAACCGCCGCCGCGGCCGGUUUUGCUCGUGUGCCUGUGCUCGACUUCGGCGACGUCAACGCGACAUUCUUCUCCGUCGUGUGGUUUUCGCUUCUCUUUUUUUAGUGGAGGCCCUAUUACUAUAACAAACUCGACGUUCUUCUUCGUCUGUUGAUCUCCUAGACGGAAGAAAGAAACGAGGAACGAAAGAAACAAGAACCGGAGGCUGCCGUGUUUUGUGAAAGUGUUUGGAAGACAGAAAAGAGUUUUGACAAACCCGACGACGGAACGUUUACCGCGUGGCGCUGGAAACGACUUCCGAAGUUGUCGUUCCACGUUGACGUCGCUAAAACACAGCCCCACACCGAAGAAGAAGAGUCGGAGCGCAGCGGCGUAAGACCAACGUCAAGCCGUCAUUUUAACCCCCGCCCCCUUUUUUGUGUGUUCCCCGCAUCCGGAUCGUUCAACACAACACACGGCUGGAGAACGUGAUCCUAUAGGCGCGAAGUCCGAGCGGCCCGCGCCACCUGCCGCCACCUGCCGGCCGUCUCAGGCCCUACACGAGGCUGCCGCGUGAAAUGUCAACGUGACGUCACCACCCAUUGCUAGGGAGGUCAUGGUGAGGUCUCGAGGCGAAGACACGGCGGCUCACGAAGAGGAUCCGCUGGGUGCUGAGGACUGGCCCGACGAGGCGCGCCAGCCCGACCGGAAGAGGCCCAGGGCGGACUCCAGAUCUUCCAGCAACCUGGCGAACGACAUCUCGGAUGGCGCUCGCUCUGAUUCGUCCUCGUCCCAGGGGGGCGGGGCGACGAGCGACUCGCCUCCUCCUCCGCCCACAGACGGCGCCACUCGACGAAGGCCGCCCCCGAGCGCCGCCGGUGCUGCCCCUACCGGCGGCAGGCGGCGGCGCAGCGCCCUUUCGGCCAGGGAACGCAACCUGCGACGCCUCGAGAGCAACGAGCGAGAGCGCAUGCGCAUGCAUUCACUCAACGACGCCUUCCAGGCACUGCGCGAGGUCAUCCCUCACGUGGCCAUGGAGCGCAAGCUGUCCAAGAUCGAGACGCUCACGCUGGCCAAGAACUACAUCAUGGCGCUCACGAACGUCAUCUGCGACAUACGCGGCGACCCCAAGCCGUACCAGUUCUGCCCUGCCGAGUUACCGCUACACGACGACGAGGAGGACGACAUCGACGAAGACGACCUCAAAGAGGACGACCUGUCUGUGAGCGACGGUGGCGCCCCCUGAGCGCCCCUUCCGCAUCGCCGCCUUUGCCGCGGCAGCCAACCACCACCAGUCAUCGCAAACCAAGCCGCCGUCACCGCCUCCAAGCCAAAAGAAAGCCAAGACAAGCCACCGCGGGACAUGCUUUCGAAUAAGGGUGUCACGUGACGUCAAGUGGGUUGUACUUUGGCGCGACGGCGGCCAAUCAGACAGCGUCACUCUCGUUCUUUUCCUGCAGUAGGCAAAUCUCGCUAUGCAUCGUUUCACCGCUGCUGUGCCGCCCUCUGUUGAGGAUGCGCACAAAACGUGGUGCGCCAUAUUGUUUUGGGGGCGCUCAGUCUGGUUUCCCUGGCGGCAAAACUCUGGAAACACCCCCGGUCCGUUCCGUAUUGGCGUGCUUUUGUCGUGUCAUCUGUAUCUCCAUGAGUUUUGCAGACGACAAAUUCGCACCUUUGAGCACACCGUGUCGAAAUACGUGCGUAAACGCUGAAGAUGUCUCGCUUGCGAAACUGUGACCGCGUAAUCGGCGGCUUGAUCGCAAGGAGCCGCAAUGAUGUCAGUGAUGAUCCCGCAUACUCGCUGUGGUUUACAUUAGGACGAGCAUCGCUAAUACUCGGGACUUUUAGAGAUGUGUCUGUCUAUACACUUCAUUUGAAAGGACAUUCCAUUUUUCUUGCUUCGUAAAAAGUGUGAAAAAAUGCCGGGAAAACUUCAUGUCGUAGGGAUGUCCCGGAUGAAAAUUGUUGGCAUACUGAACUAUGUGCUUCGUCAGUCAAUGCCGUUGACUAAGCGGUUGAAAAAAAGUCAUUUCAGGCCCGUGUCUAAGGGUCAUCAGUGCAUUUUUUCUUACGCAGCAGCGGUGUUUCAUAACGCGGUCAGAAGUGCUCGACUCAACAUUCAUUUGAGAUCCGAACUUUCUAGCUUCACUAUAUUUAUUAUCGCGUGAGAUGUUUACACUGGGAACAUGGUGAACGAAUCUAAUGUAUCGAUCAUAUCUGCAUCUUUUUUAAAUUUCCUAUCAGCGGCGUUUGUAGGGCAGAAUGAAAAUCUGCGAAGGCCGAAACCAGUUUAUCUUUCACGCUGGACGCAAACGCCCUGCGGUUUUUUUUGUUUUGUUUCUUUCCUUCUUGAUAAGAUACUGAUCGCACAAUCGCAACCUUUUUCAUAGUUACCGAUAAGUGUAUCUGAGCGUGUGAGUGUAGCAAUCUUUUUGUUGUUGUGGACUGAAUGUUUUCUUUAGUUAUCUUAGCGGGGAAGAUUGCAGCUAUCACGUUUUACGGAAGCACCAGAUCGUUCUAGUUACUUUUGUCGAAGAAUGUAUCCAGUGACGUAAGCUUGGGUGCUGAUUAACGACGCGAUCGAAUGUAUCUGAACAAGCAGCAGGAGUCGAGAAAGCGUUCUUGCGUGUACAUAACAGCUAGACCUUACAUUACACUUCCUUGUAUGUUAUCACCUCCAACACGAGAUCUUUAUCUGUUUCGCGGGACUGGGCCGCGUGUGUUUAUCUCGGAGGCUCAACAUUUCAUGGUGCCAACUUAUAUGUACUUUUUCUUUAAAAGUAUGCGUCGAGAAAACAGAAGAUCCCUCCUUUUACUGCUUUCAUUUCAUUCCACCGCGUUUAAAGGCCAUACUGAUAUUUUUUAAAUAUUUUUUCUGAACCUGCCUGAACAAUCAGCUUAACGAAGUGAUCGCACAAUUUCAGGAGCAUGGGUCCAAAAGUAGCCGUAGCCGAUAUAAUCACGCCGACGAAGACGUGUGCAAACUUACACAAAGAUGAGCUUGCCUCAUUAGAUUUGUUGCUGUACAGGAAGCUUCCUACAGCUAGCGUCACUUUAGAGCUUCGUAUAAGUGUCGCUAGGGGAGAAUUCUGGCGCUAAUGUUCGUUAAGUGUCUGCUGUUCACAGUGACUUCAACCUGUGAGUGCGUUAUAGGCGCUUUGAGACUUUGAAACUCAUCUUCGUGAGCAAACCGUAGCGCCGUAGACACAUUUUGCAGUGAUUGCGUGUGAUGUCACAGUAUCUUAUUGCUUUGUGUAUUUAGAAAAUCAUGAUUGCUCGGAAUUUUUCCUCUCGUAUAACUUUUCUUCCCUGACCUGUCGCUCGCUAAAAAAGAUCCCGCGUAGUGUUUAAUUAAAUUCUAUCAAGUUGUACUGAAAGCACCAAAAAUCCGAUAGGGUAUUUAGAAAUGAUUUAUGUAAAGUAGUUGUUGAUUUCUAAACCACAGGGCGUGAUCCUCAACUGGACUUCAACAAAAAGUCUGUUGACAAUAAUAUAAACUCAAAAGCACGUUUGUUGGACAAUAGCGCGUGAUAUUUCAUUAGUUUUCAACAAAAAACCUAUUGACACCAAUACAAACUCUGUGGCAUGUUUAUUUAAUGACAUCUACCUAGCUGGUCGGUAGCAUCAUCACAAGGCCUUGAGCACACUUAUAACAGUCUACGUAAAGGCAUGUUGAUACGUGAACGACACCAGCGCCGGAGACCCCACUAGCAUUUUUUUUUUCCCCUUGUACGAAAUUCUAACGCCUGCUGUAAGCGGACGUUGCCACAUCGACCCCACAGGGACGAGCGCUCAUUGCUCGAUUGUGGCAGCGUCGUCGCUUCUUCAGUUUCGAAUCGAUGCGUUCGAUCGCGCCAUCGAUGCGCCACGAUCGUGUCGACGAGGCAAACAACUCUUUCCUCCUCUCCACAAAAACAAUUCUCGCGUUUAUUUUGUUUUUUCCGUAGCGUCGUGUACCGGUUCCUUUGGACAACGUACACGAGACUUGAAAAAAAAGAUGUUAUUUUUGUACUCGAUAGAAGUCAAGAAAAAAAAAAAGCACUGUACAGUUAGUUUUUCCUUUGCCGUUGUGUACAAGACCAUUUCUCCGAGCAAAGGGCGGCACAAGAAAUAUUGCAGUUAUCGACGCUCGCAGCGCCCCCUACGCUUGACUCGGAAACAAGUGUCGCGCGCAAUUUUUUUUUCUUAUCUCAUUACUCCUGUGUCAUUUCACAUCACUGCGUUUAGUGAGUGUGAGAGAAUUACAAAAGCGACAAUUGCUUUUGCAUCCGAUGUCAUAUCACUGUGCAAGGCACGACCGUUCUUGUUUUCUUGCCUUGCAUUGUUGUUGUUUUUUUUAUUCCUUCGGCGUCUCCUUCUUCGAAGAGUGUCGUACAUCGUUCGCAGGGGUGUUUCCAGAGGCCGACAGAAAACAAUUUAAGUGCGCAGUGCGGGUGUCGUCUUUUUUUUUUUUUUUUUUAGUGACCAUGGCUGAUUCCCUUUUUUUUUUAAACGUUGAUGGAGAACUUUCAGGUCCAGUAAGGUUUAAGAAGGGGGCUGCUUCCUUUAUUAGUUGUCUGAAAUUAUUGUUUUAUUCCUAUUUUUUUAUAUCUAUAAACUGACUCUUGCGUCGCUUCAUUCCGUAAGUUGCCUUGCCGCAUGUCGACUGUCAUGAAUAACAUUCUCUUGAUUGUCGUGUCGGGGUCGGCAGUGAUGUUCUUUGACUGCUAUUUUGUAGUUGCGAUUAAUGUAAAGAUCACAGAACGUUUGACCGUAUGUGUAAUGUGUCUGAGAUGAUGACGAUGUUCUCUGUGCCAAUGAUGUUUGAGAUAUUGUCGCGCUGUUUUUGGAGGGAACAAAAUGGGGCGGAUGCAGUUACGUUAAGUAAGAUUGCGCACGAGAGAGUAGCAGAACUUUCUGUGCAAAUGGCGCCGACAAAUGACCAACUACUAAGGAGAAAGAGGCUUUAGAUCCCUAACAGGUAGUCGUGUGAGAGUGUUGCAGAUAAGUUGGCGAUAGUUAUCUUAUCGCAGCUCAUUGCAAUAUUACGUUAUGGAAGUGCGCCCGACACCCCUUAGACUUCAAUAUGGCUGACACUUUCUGGAGCUGACCUGUGUGAUAGAAACUCACUUUUCGGCAAUUAGUGGCUCGAGUCACUUUCAACAGCCUGCGCCACUGACCGCAGCCAAGCGUCGCAUUGACGUGUGGCUGUUAGGCAUGGGGCACGCAUGUUAGGCUUGGCGCACGCAUGUUAGGCUUAGACGAACGACCUUCCACACUGGACCUCGGCGGACAGCUAAGUUUUGUGAUGACGUCACCGUUCUUAGACAUCCGCACUGCGCGCCUUUGGUGCUGCGCGCCGCUUGUUCUCUGCGCAUACAGCGUGCGCAGAGUGCAUCGCUAUCUGUCUCUCUUUUGCCAUCACAGUCGCCGAAACGUCAGCGCAGCGGCCGAGCUGCUGACGUCAUCACUCUCUGUCGACAACUCAAAAUCUCUGCGAGCCAAUCGGAUGUCAUACCACGGGCUGACUGACAAUCGGCGCCACAUAGGGGGCGCUGCGCACGCUCCCACGUGCGCGGCCUUCCCCGCCCGGAAGUGACGUCAGCGAAGGGACUGCGUGUUGUUAGUUCCUGUGGUCUCGCAAGCAUUUUUCUUGCUCUUGUUUUUGUUCUUUUGGUUCUUGUCUCGUUUUUUUUUCCAACGCGCGUUCAGCCUGGUGUGCUCGUGUGCAAUUGUCUCAGGUUUGCGUCGUGCAGUGUUAAAUGUGCGUGUUGUGUAUUACUGUACUAUUACGACUCUUAUUGUGUGAAAGCUGUGACUAUGCAAGUUUAGCUUUGCCGCUCUCCCCACCUCCUCCUUAGCUCCCCCUAUCCUUCCCCAAAAACCCGAUCUUUCCUCGCACCCUUUCCUCCUUCUUCUCUUCCCUCCUCUCUCAAUCCCUCCAGUCAGUCGUCCAUACUCUCGCUUAUGCAGGCGUCCAAGGGGCCGAACAUAUACUGUACUUAUAGUCGUCGCAGUGUUGUGUACCAGUAUCGAAUCUUGGGCAGCGAGCGUUGCUUUUGCUAUCGCCUAAUAUCGGGGUGCUUCUCUCCCAUCCGGAAAACGAGAUCCUGCGAACAGCGGCGGUGACAUCAGGACUCGGCAACGAGUCUUCUGCAUGAGGUACCUCAUCACGAACACGGUGUACUUACCGUACACGACAUUCCAAGAACAUGUUACGGCAUUCCAACAUGCUGGGUUACAGGAAGUCUACGGUCGAGACGUUCGGUGUGAUUAACCACCACGCAUAGUUUCGGAUUCAUCGUGUCGUCCUCCGGACGUUAGACGUGUAAAGCCGCGACUUCUCUGGCUGUACUCUUUCAGGGUAAAGGCGCGUCGCAAAGUGGUCGGUCGUGGCUUGUACCUUCAGGUGCAUCUUAGGAGCGUUAGCGAGAUUCGUGGAGGAAAUCUUGGCGCACCUAGCGGUGCGGCAGUCUCUGCACAAAGCCCUGAAAGUGAGCUGUACCUGAGGGCUUAGUUGAAUAUUCAGGUCAGAGAUGGCGUCGUUCAUCAUGGUCUUCACUCGAACCUGUUCACUCUCGGUCCGAUCGGCUAGGAUCUUAAGCGUGAGAGCACGAAUGUGAUAAGAAGGCCGAUGUCUGUGUUGUCACACAGAUUUCGUACUAAGGCUGGUUCAGAACAGUUAGUGAGUGCACUGUAUUCGUACAUGUUCAGAGUUGCGUAGACAGUUAAGGUUGGCGAAUCACUGGGAAGGAGGAGUCCGGCUUUGCUGCCUCUAGGCAGCGGAAAGAAAGGCGAUCUUUGCGUGAAAGAUGUGACGAAAGCUUGUUACGUAACUAUGCUGAAAACCUCUCAGGUCAGCGCUGUUUCCCUUCGAGAACCAACAGCUUUUCGCCCUAAGAGACACGUUUUCGAUCACGUGAUCUUCAUCAGACACCUCCCCACACUCUCCACUUUCCAAGGCCCGAUGUAUUCGGACCUGUUCCUUCUGACGUCACUUUCGUUCCCACAUUCGCCCUACGUAUAUAAAAAAAAGAGAAGGGUACCUGCUAAACCUCCGUACGUUACGACCAUCGCUCACGCGGGAUAGCUCUCGCGCAUGCGCACUUGUGACGACAGUCUCGUCGUGUCGCCGCUUGCAGACAUCCUGCUACGUGGGCAACAUGCCCUUUUGCAAUUCGCAUAACGCUGUCUACGUAGUGUAAGACUUUCUGUAUUCGUUAUUACGAUUCCCUCAUUUCCCUCAAAUUCUGUCAGUUUUCAGUCCGGUUAGUACAUGAAACAGGAACAAUACUUUAUUCGUAGAACGGAACCAUAUCGCAGAACGAUGUUGCCUAGCGCCAUCUCGCGCAGAUCCAGAGCCAAGCCCUGCUAAAAGAUAUAUCAUACAAAUGUAUUCCCCGCCACAUGUAGCAGAUGUGCAGUACACCCUGUAAUCCCAUUCCUCUCUAAAUGUAAUUAAUCACUGUGUCAAUCAUCAGUCAUGUGAUCUCCCAGGGAUUCUUACAAAGCAAGCUCUUCUAGGAGCUCAGUUACUGGUAAUCCCUUUGUUUUGCGUUUCACAUUGCCGGAAUGGUUUAGCUGGGCUGGUGACCGUUCAGUAAACAUAGAAGGGCAUGCGACUUUGCUUACUGGUUCCAGGACUCAUUAAGGAUAUCUGUCUUCUAGAAGAGGGAGCACAGGCGCUAGGUAUUUUUGUUGUUGUUUACUGCUCGAAACAUUCCAUCUGUUGAUACUCACGCGGGUGCAUACUCCUUGUGGAAAAGUGUUCUCUUGAAAUCAGAUUGUCGCAAUGUGGACGUAGAAGAGCUCCGGAAUGAAAGGAUAAGCCGAAGGCAGAUAUCUUUCUGAGUAGCAGCGACUCGCGAAAGUUCAUCGCAUCGACAUCGACAAUAAAAUGUCUGCGUUUCGGGGCAUAGCGAUCAUUCAGAGAUAAGCGCGGGUAAUGGAACAUCCGCCAUGUCAACUCGACUGGCUGUCACUCACUUUCACCACAUUGAUUGAUUGAUUGAUUGAUUGAUUGAUUGAUUGAUUGAUUGAUUGAUUGAUUGAUUGAUUGAUUGAUUGAUUGAUUGAUUGAUUGAUUGAUUGAUUGAAAAUGGCAGCAACAUCCUCGCCGCCAACUUUUUCACAUUUGUUCUCCACACAACAUACGACACACAUCCAGGGAUGGAAGAAUAGUGCCACAGGCCGCCUGCAAAAAAGUUCCCUGCACAUAUCCUUGUUACGAUAAAAAGCCUUCUAACGCGCUUUACUCAGUCAAUCGAGCUAAAAACGCCAAAGCCCACAAGCCUACUAUGCGGAUCCUUAUCUAGAAAUUCUCUUAUGCGAAAUGUGCAUUUUCAAAAUGUCAUUAAAUACAGCGUGAUUAACUUUAUGCAUAUGCUCUCCCUAAAGCUUACAAUCAAGUCCGACUAUCCUUUUUUUAUUAUAUUUUCAUAACUAUUGUAUUCAACUACAUUCUAGUUAAGGUGAGGCAAAUGUCGCAGAAUAUACAUCGGCAACUCUUCUUUGCUUUCCAGGUUCAGUGUCGAAAGAACUAUCAAGAAGGCUGCAUUAACUAUUAUGUGUGUGUAUUCUUUAAGACGUUCGUGGUGAUGUUGCCUUAUUUUAAUUUCGCGUUUCAUUGUCCUCAAGCUCAAACCGCAGUUGUUCACUAUUAUUAUUGACUUUGGGUAUAGCUUCACUUAUCUACCAGUAUCUCUCCACUAUUACCAACGUCGCAUUUAAGAUUUCCUUAUGAUAAUAAGGUAGGCGGGCGCCCCAUUGUUGCCUAGAGUCUGCUGUUGAUUCCCCGGGGCUCCUUGGCUAACUAUUAUUCAGCGGCGCACAGACGCUACACCUGCAAUGCACAUUCAAAACAACCGAUCGACUAGGGGUAAUUGUCUUGCACGAUGGUCGAAUAAGGAGAAAGGUUAGAGAUACAAGACAAGGCACCAUAAAUCAACGAAGCCAAUCUGUGUGUCGGCUGGCGCCUACAAACCGAAGCAGACAUAAUCCAUAUACGCUUGUGCAGACUAAUGAGUAGCUUUAACCAUUUUCUGUUAAUAUAAGUUAGCAUUGAAAGACUGGCAUGCGUAAGAAGCGUUGCGUUACAGGUUAAGGAUGAGUCUAUGCAUGUCCAUAGAAGGGAAAACAGCGCGAAUUUUUGGACGAACCCUGACAAAAGGGAGACAGACGACGACAGGCGCUGCAUGUCGGCGUGUUUGGAAGUUCUCCCGAAAGCUACUCAUUGUUGCGUACAAAGCGCGUCGUACGCUAGUGACAAAAAGAAAAAAAGUGCAUUCAACAAUCACGUGGCACCUUUUUUUUCGCAUAGUCGUUAUCUUAGGCUACGUAGUCUCCGAGUGUACAAUCAGAGCCGCGUUGUACGGUGUAUAGUUUCGUUUUCUUAGGUUAUUAGGUUUAGAGACGGCGCGGUAGGCGCUUGUCAGGCGAGCUGUCAAACCACAACGUUACAUCUAUUUAUCCAGUACAACAUUGUGUGCAGACGUUUUGUAGCGUCAGUCACUCGCGGCGAGGAUGGCUUGCCUCGACGCAUCACACAAUUUGACGUCGCGGCGUUCGCCGAGACGCCCGAGGCGACGCGAAAACACGGUUUACCGAAGGACCAAGCUUUACACGAACGAAAAGAAAAAAAAGGAACAAACCGCCUGACGACUAUCGUUUUAUCUUUUAGUAUAGCUUCUUUAUUUGCUUCUUUAUUCGAUGAUAGAGUUACCUCCGCGGAAGAUACGUAGAAAAUCGUGGGAGCCACUAUAAACGUGGUCGUCGGAAAGGCUUGCGUCCAAUUCUCCAGAUAAGGCUAAUCACUAAAAGACCAAUCACUAUGUCUCUAUAUACGCUGGCGUCUGUCAAUCGCUUCUGACAGUCUUGAAGUGUGUCCUUCAACGUUCGUUGUACACGGUAUGCAUAGGCGUGCGGAAGGUUCUCUAUUAGGGGGAGGGGGGAAGCAAGGUUUCACAGCAGCGCCAUGCCCCCCCCCCUUCCCCCCACCCUAUUGGAAGGGUCCGAAAGAAAAGCCUCUCAAUGGAUGCAAACAUGAGAAUGAAGAAUGACGUGUUGCUCACAACGGCCUGCCAUUGGUCCCCGACUUUCCAGGGGGUAUAAAGGCGGGAAGUAAACCGUUCUUGGAACGCAGCAUCAGGGGUUCGUCGGGAAUGUCGAAAAUUUGCGUGACCAUAACCCUCCACAUUAGUCAAUGAUGGUACAGGUGCGCCUGAGUAAAGACAUGAGGUUGACUUGGCGCCUUCGUUACGUGAUGAGAACGGAGGCGCCCCUCCCCCUCUCUCUUCCCCUGUGCGCACGCCUAUGCCGGUAUGCUUGACGAGUAAGCCAAUCAACGUAGUCACAUUUCAGCCCAGAACCUAGUGUCCAUACCCCCUCAGUGCUUUUCUCGGUGGCAAUUCCUUACAAUCGUACGCUCUAUGUCGAUAUCCACGCGGACUACAUCCUGGAAAGCUCGGUAUCUUCGUUAGCUCGGUCAGUGCAACUAUCAGCGGGUGUCGCUCGGUGUCCCUCUCCGCUAAGUGCCCGUAUAUCUGCCAUGUUGUUUAAACUACGAUGUAUCUUUGGCAAUCAGCAUAUCACGGCAAACGAUCAAUGCGCGAGUAAAAAAAAAAAAACUGUACAUUCCGCCUUCGUGUGACCGACUCGCCGUAUUUACCCGAUAUCUACCCGAAUUCUACACGUGUUGAUGUUCUUUCGGCGGUUGUAGCCGUAGCGUGUUUCAUUGCUCGUAGUCACUUCGAUGCAUUGUAGCUAACCGUGCUGACAAAAGCUUCGUGAAUGCAAGAGUCGUCGUACAGACGUAGUAUCAGUCGUAACGUUCUCAUAACCUGAACAGGUUUGUCGCUUCUCGCUGAAACGAUUCUGUUGACCCGAAAGCCCUGACAGCUGCGUUGUGACUUCACUAACCUCAUACUAUUUAAUCAAUUUCCGUAAGGAAAGUCUAUGGGUUUCUUUAUAUAUUUUUAAUUUAAAUCUGUAAAAUAUCUGCUGGCAGUGAGCUAAAGCCAGCUGUGUUGCGAAAUUGCUAGCGAUUUACUUUCAAUAUUUGCCACGGGCUGAUGGCCUUUCACGUUGAACGGUGCGAUCGUCAUCCUCAUUUGCCAAAAAAAAAGAAGAAAGGGAUAAACUUCAGAACUGGCGACGUUUGUGGACAGUUACCGUGACCGAGGGUUGUGUUUCUUGUUUUCUAGUUAUGUGCAUUACUGAUGACAAACAAAUAUUUGUUAGAAGGUAGUUGAGUUGACUCGACUGCGCUCUUAUUCAGGUUCUAGGUAAAUUGCCACCUAUAACCAGGAAGCUAGACGAAAGGAACUAGUCUCCUGGCUAUAUCCACCACUUUACUGCAGGGCACGAAUAAGAUUACAUAAAUGAACAGGUUAUAACAUUUACCUGUGAACUCGCUCGCUGUACUGCGGUUAGGGCGCACGUGUGAGAUCUGAUAUCGAGAGACAUAACCACUCACCCUUGUGUAUCAGCGUUGAAUGUUGUCAGGAUCAAAACGUGAGAGUUCAGUAAUCGAUAACCUCAAAGACGACCGCCAAUCCUCAUUGCUGCCUACUACUCGGGGUCCUUCCAAGUGACGUCACGCGGUGUAAAUUUCCGGCACGUAGCCUCCUCCUUCUCUUCCUCCUUGAAGAUGCCAGUGGCGUGUGUGUAUGCUUCCCAAUACGUCGACGGCGCGUGACGAAACGCCGCGAUAACCCUCGUACGCGUGAAUGAAGGAGUAGCCGCUUGCUUGUCUAUCCAACAGGCAUCGUGGCGCCAUCUAGGGCUCGUUGUCUUCUUCCUCCUCAGUGCUGCAGGUGGUGUAUGUGCUUCCCAAUGUGUCCACGGUGUGACCAAAAAACGACACCCUGUUUGUCGUACACGGAAACGAAGUCUAAAAAAGGAGUAGCCGCAUGUUCGUCUAACUAGCAGGCUCUUUAAGUCAGCUAGUUGUGUUCUUCUCUCCUCAACGGUGCAAGUGGUCCGCAUUUUCGUCGACGAUGGGACGAAAACGUCAUGUUGUUUAUUGUACGCGUGAGUGAAGUCGGGAGAGGAGUAGCCACACGCUCCUCUAACCAGCAGGCUCGUUGAGUCAUCUAGUGGUCGUUGUGUGUGCUCUCUCCUGAAUGAUGCAGUGUACGCGCCGAUUGGUAGACGACGUGACGCUAACGUCACGCCGUCUUCCAUAAGCGACCGAAGUCGGCAGAGGAGUAGCUGCAUGCUCGUCCAUACCGGCAGGCUCGUUGCGUCAGCUAUUGCUAGUUGUGUGUUCUCUCUCCCGAACGGUGCAAGUGGUGUGCGCAUGCGUGCCGGUUUGUAGACAAAGUGACGAGAACGUUACGCGAUCUCUCGUACACGUGAGUGACGUCGAAAGAGGAGUAGCCGCACGUCUGUCUAUACCGGCAGGCUCGUUGCGUCAGCUAGUGGUCGUUCUGUGUUCUCUCUUUCCGGAAUGGUGUAAGGGGUGUGCGUAUGCGUGCCGAUCUGUAGACGGCGUGACGUUUGUGUCACGUGACUGAAGUCCGAAGAGUAGCGGUACGCUCGUCUAACCAGCAGGCCUGUUGCGCCAGCUAGUGCUCGUUGUGUAAAGACCUUCGAAAGGAUUUUGCUGCUCUUGUCUCAGCGCCUCGUCGUUGUCGUUGUCGCUGUCACCAUGUUCGAUGCUGUGCGGUUUUGUGUCGUUUGCCGAGCGCUGGCGACGACAACCGUGAAUGUGACUCCGAAUUACGUAAACCACUGUACCAGCCGAAGUGUGUGACUAACUGGGCGCGGUUUUUUUUUUUUUCAGACGCAGCUUUCGCUUGUCUCAGGCUUGAUCAGUUGGACCGUGCUUCUGGAGAUGUAUAUCUUUAAAACUGUAUCAUUUCUUUUUUUUUUUCCUUAAGGAACAUGUAGCAGCUGGUGGUGACAUUUUCUAGCACACUUGUCGCAUAGUGCUUCGUAGUUUGACGACAUAGCAAAAAAUUGUGUUCUUGUUAAUAACAAGCGUUGACCUACUGUACGUGCUUGCUUCUAGCUCAGAAUUCGUCUGCGAGUUUCGCAACUGAAACUGACGACAUCAAUGUGCGUCACAGAGUAGUCACUCCUUUGUCCCUUUUUUUUCUUUUUUUCACGGCAUGAAUUUCGUGCCAGAAACAAGCAGUAACUUGACAAAGAAGCUUUUUUUCUCGCUAAACAAGCGUCAACAAGUGUUAACGGAAUCUACAGCGCGGUCCACUGUUAAAGGGAACACUCGAACGAUCACCUUCCAUAUUGCUAGCCUCCUAACUGCUAGUGGAUGAGGAAAAAUUGUUUGUGCACGCCACUAUUCUGUCAAAAGGAGUCCGAACUGCCAACCGCCAGUAGUUUUAUGCGGAUGUAAGCCCUUAUGCUUCUGCGAGAGAGCGAAAUCCGGCCAUGCCCCGCACGCAAGUGUUCCCUUUAACAGUGGACCAGUCUGUACGUACCUUAGGUGUGCAUGUAGGCAACCGUCAACUAGAGCUAACUAUUGUUUCACUAGAUGUUACCCUGUUUGCGAAAAUAUAUCACGUGGUAUCGCCGAAACACUUGUAUUCAGUGGUCCCGACCUUGUCAACAAGCGUCAGCUGCGUUCGAAACGGGCCCGCUGCUGUAGAUCCUUUUUUUUUGCUGCGGACUGUGAAUGUGAUUACCCGGAGGUCAUUGCGCUGGUUGUUCAUGUACGCAACUGUACGUACGUUCACGUGUUCAUACGCAUUUUUUUUUUUGUUUCAUCCGAAUCACCGCUUCUUACUGAAAGUGCGGUGUCUGGAGAUUCAUUUACUCGACGAACUGCCUGUCUGUGUUCUAGCUCCACAACGAUCCUUGUAAGAGUCCAGGACUGGGCAGCGAACUGUUCCACGCACGGUUUUUUUUCCAUGAGCGAUAAACAAAACGUCGUUUAUGACGAUAGCCAUUUCUUCUGCGUUCUCGCGGUUUGUAGAGAGUUUUAGCUGACCGGAAACCCCCGACUUAGUGUGCGGCCCCGAGCAACAGGCGUCAAACGCGUGCGCAAAGUGUCUGUCAAUGGGUCUUCCGCGUGCGCAGUCACCUCGACACUAUAGCGUACAUUACUCUGUAACCGCUUUCGCAAUCAUCUAUGCCACUCUCUUAUUUGUCAAGCUCUUAGGUGCAGUGGCGUACAGUUUCGCGUUUUGUACGCCGGUGCUUCAAAAAACCUCACAGCGAGUUUUAGGGAACCUAAUUACAGGAAAGGAGGUACGUAAGACACCUGUUGUAUGACGUCACAAAUAUCCAGCAGGGAGACGCUCGAUACGUCGUUAACGUUCUUUAGUCAAGUAUGAUGCUUAGCUCAAGGUGUCGUGCGAUUCAUGAGAUAGCCACGCCUCCCGAAAACUGCCUAUUAUGUAGUCAUCAGAGAUGUGGCAGCAAAUUCCUUUAAUUGGGUUUUCCCUCCGAAGCCACGUGCUAAAGGCGAAUCUGAGCGCCUAAUAAUUCAUGAACUCAAAUUGCUCUGCGAUGUCCUUAUUAAAGUGUAGUUGAUAUGCCUCGGAAAGUUACGUUGCUCUAAAACUUCCUAAUAAGCACUAGCACACUAUACUUGAGGGAUUAUACAUCCUGUAAAGUUCGUAUAUGACUCUUUCGUAAAUGUACCCCGAAAUCCCGAAAUACGUGUUCUGCACUGAACUGGUACUAUUGCUCGGGUGGUGUGCUCGGGACGCCGUAUAUUAGAGAGUUUUAGUGCACCGCAAACACGCAAUCACAGCAAAAUCCUGUCUCAUCAGGAGCUGGUAACUGUGUACCAUUGAAAUGGAUUCGUUAAUUCACUUCCCUUAAUUUCAGGGUUACGUUUUUAUGGGCAGCACACUAAAAAUCCCUAAUACUUCAUCUUGUUUUUUUUAAGAAGUGGGAACUUUGCAAUGCAGCAAUGGAUAUGUUAAUUCACUCCCAGUCAUGUCCACUUCCUAUAUCCUAGUAUACGUAGAGUUAUUACGGGCGGCUCACUCAAGCUGCCUGAAAUUCUAGUGGUUUUUAUUUUUUUUUUAACCUAGAUCUGGGCGUCACAUGCUACCUGGACCCAUGCUUGCAAUUCACUGGCCGUGUUCAGUUGUUAGAUUGCAGUCACGUAAAGUUUUCAUGUGGGGCACUCUAAAGCUCCCUAAAUCCUACCGUCUUUAUUCCUUAAAUUGCAUUAAGGUAAAGUUUUGAUCCGCGGUGCACCAAAACUCCCUAACGUCCCAGCGUUCCGUAUACGCUUACCGAAAUAUUGCAAACUCCGCGCACGCUGUAACCAGCACGCGAAUUUCCCUCUCGAGGUGAUGCCCUGAAGUCGAGGCAGCUCAUCGUGCUCUGCAGAUGUUCCGAUUGUUUUGUGCGGCAUUGGCUUUAGAAUACAUACGCCUCCAGCUGUCACUUUAGAGGUCGCCUACCUGCUGUGAGAACACAUGUUCCGCGCGCAAGGACGGAAUGAAUGCGGCUACCACCGAGUGGCACGUGCAUUGCUGAGGCUUUGUCCACGUCGACGCAGGUGUUUCAAUGAUUUCUUUUGCUUUGCUCCCUUUCCUUUCCCUUCCCUUCCUUCUUCUUUCUUUCUUUCUUUCUUUCUUUCUUUCUUUCUUUCUUUCUUUCUUUCUUUCUUUCUUUCUUUCUUUCUUUCUUUCUUUCUUAUUACGACCUUCUACAGAGGACGUCGGCUUGCUCGAAGUGCUCUCAAAGUUCGUUCACUCGUUUGUCGAGGGCACCGUUAUUAACGCGAUAACGUUAAGGAGCUCGUUUCGCGGAAAUUCUGGUGUCGGCGUCGCCGUCGUUGGUUGUGAGCGCAAAAUCAGCGUGUCUCUUCUGUCUCCUGUCUUUCUGAAUAUCUCUUUUUUUUUCUUUCAAGCGCUGCUUUCGACGCUUUGUUCAAAGCUGAUUUGCGUGUAAGGACAAUUUUCUUCAACUUUGUUUUUUUUUUCAUUCUGCAGUUUUUUUAAGCGUCAGUGGAUCCUAUCGCAUAGCGAGACUAGUGUUUCUAGUUUGUUUUGUUUGUUUUUUUUUUCAAGCUGUUUUUGCCAAAUAGGCGGGGGCGUUCAUCAUAAAGGUCCGGCGUUUUACGACGCCUUUAUGACGUCAUUUUACACCUCCAGAGGGAGAUACUUCCUACAGUACUUCCGUUACCUGACCUUUUAGCACUUCCGGGCGCCGACAAGCGAUGUCCUUUUCCGGAUGACAUGAUAAAUUGCAGGUCACAGAGUGCAUUGAUCUUAGGAUGCGCUCACGUAUGAUAGGACAAUUAAAGCAGUAUUUUAUGCACUAGACUUUCGUCUUUAAAGGUUCAAUUCUCUAAGCGACAUUCACGAAGGAAAUAAAACACAAAAUCAAGCUGUAUCAGAAUUCCGAACGAGACCUUCUAAAAGAAAAAUCAAACAUUGCUUUAACGUGCCGACCUAUUCUAUCUAUCUAUCUAUCUAUCUAUCUAUCUAUCUAUCUAUCUAUCUAUCUAUCUAUCUAUCUAUCUACUAUCUAUCUAUCUAUCUAUCUAUCUAUCUAUCUAUCUAUCUAUCUAUCUAUCUAUCUAUCUAUCUAUAUCUAUCUAUCUAUCUAUCUAUCUAUCCGCUUCACAGCAAUUUUCCAACGCCUACGCUUUUUUGCGUGGCUCAUUCGUAGCGCUUUUAUAGAACCUUAAUCGUGCCGAACGCCUCUUACAAGGUUAGGCUGAUAAGAUGCGAGCUGACGCGAACCUCAAGUCAUUUCCGUUGUUCGUUUAGCCCUUGCAUCUAGAUCUGCCGCCUAAUCGCUCAGAACCACUAAUUCUACGCUUUCUGGCACGCAGCAAAACCUGCCCCAAAGAUUACCCACUCGAAUGAAUAACGCUUAGAUUGUAACGCAUGGUUUGUGGAUGAUGUAUACGUUUCGUUUUUCUUCGGUUUAUCUUUUACUUUUCCACGCCAUAAAGUUUGCCUUCGUUUUGCUCAUUAGAUAAGGCGAUCGCUUUUCUACACAGCUUAUCUCAAAGUGCGUGCGCGAAGCCACGCAAUGCAACGUUGCCAGAUCCCUGACACAGCAGUAAAUGCAUCAGCGAUUUCUCAAGAUGACGCAUGCAAAAAAAAAAAAAAAGAGCUACGCAGGACGCGCACAAGUUUGACUCGGCAUGCUCACCAAAACCACUCCCUCGUUCUACUAGAAGACGUAUUCCACAUUGUUCGGCGACAAUAGAACAAAAAUCUCGGUGUAAGCUAGCCUCACUUCUUCACCUGCACUUUUUGUCACAUGUGCGACAAAUGUAAGGACUGUUGUGCUCUCCCAAGGGUCAUUGUUGUUCGCGAGUUUCGGUCCAACGCAAAGAACGGUCAAGCUCGAGAAAAGGAAGGAAAAAGCCAGAACUGCUGCACAUUCGCCGGGAGAAGAUUCAUGAACAAGUUGCGCAGUGCGCGUCUGGAGAGCUAGUUUGGUUGCAACAAAGAAAAGGAGACCUCUUUACCGCAAUUCCCGCAUGUUUAGAUACGAAAUGGGGCGCUUAAAUGUCGCCUUUGUUGCGCGCGACAGAUGGGAAAGAGAAACUCAAACAGGCUUGGCGCAUGCGCGCGACAGGGAGCACAAAAUAGAUUUGACUUACCAAGGUGCACGUUGAUGACAACCAGAAAUAUCUUUUGGUGGCUGCGUUGGAGACAUUUAUUCUUGAUGCAUUGUCUACAGUCUGUAGACUCAUCUUGUUUCCAGUGAAGUCUUGAGGUCGUCUACGUAGACACAUCCUGUAGACUAGUGACCAUAUACUUUAUUGUCGAAUAUUGCCUCUAGGCUGGCUCAGAAAUGUGCGCAGAAUGACUGCGAACAAUGGUACAACGUCGAAAGCACACUUGUUAUUGCGACGGUCAGUUAUACAUGGCAUAGUUUUUGCGAAGUCAGAAUGGUUGGUAGGAAGUCUACAGAACGUCUACAGGAUAUCUCAACUGUCUUGAUGGAAGUUUUGGGGUCAUUAAGACACUGCUACUGGAGUUACGUUCACUGUAACCUGCUUUACGUGUUGACACACAUUAUAGCGCAUGCCUGGUCUGUUUCUGCAAAAAUAGCCGACAUUUUAGUGACACACGAUGACAUACUACGUCUUGCAAACAGCUUUUAUACGUUGUAACACCUAGUCCGUACGAAUGCGGUUUUAUAAGGCAAUUCAGUUGCCGAUGUAAAACCUAUAGUCCGCGGCCUAUUCCGUUUAACGGCGCCUCAUUCGCUGCCCAGUCCUUCGACUGUGUCCUUAUCUCUCCGUAUUACUUCAGAGACAUGACCUUGAGCUUGUUGCAUAACAGAUAACGACCGCUGUGUUCGCGUUCUCGACUAUGGUUUGGCCUUAAGCGAGAGAUAAGAUAUGUACGAUGCGAGUUGUUGCUUUCUGGCUGAGUUAGAACUUUGUUAUUUCUUUUACGUGCGAAUGAUUUAACUCUUAUAGGUGCAAAGUGUGCGUGCAGUGAGCUUUCGUGUUGUUGAUGUUGUUGUUGUUGUUGAUGAUGCUGCUGCUGAUGAUGCUAUUUGUUUGUUUACGUUGUCUGUUUGCUUGUUUACUUGUUUGUUUGUUUUUUAUAAGCGUAUGCAUUUUUAUUACGCGUUCACGUGAAAGAAGAAAAGAUGAACACAUGUCACCACCCCUCCACCAGCCCUCUUCCAUGAUCCCGCAAAACCCGCAAGUCUUUCCUUUUUUUUUUAUCCACUUCACACACAAGACAAACGAAAGUACAUAGAAUGAACGAAGAGAAAAAAAAGAUUAAAGAAAAACACACGAAAAAAAACAACAAAACAGUUGAAACGACUAGAAACACACAAGACAACAUUUGUUGAUAUGACGCAACCGCAGAGAGUAAUAUAUAUAUAUAUAUUUUCUAUGGGUCUGGUCCCAUUUGUUGACAUAUAUUUCUAUAGUGGUAAGACGGGCGUUCGUUCCACAAUCGUACCGGUAUAGUGUAUUAUAUAUAUAAUUCUAUAUAUAUAUAUACAUAUGUCUAUACAUGGAUAUAUAUAUAUAUAUACAACUACCUAUAUACAGAAUGCCGCAUAUGGACAUGCAGAAGAAAAAAAAAGACGUGUUGUUCCAGUUUCUUGGAAGAUAUUUGCUGUUGUCAAAUAAAAAUGUUUCGAAGCUCA
Messenger RNA from Rhipicephalus sanguineus (brown dog tick), 19111 nucleotides. RefSeq names its product protein dimmed (gene dimm). The record is from RefSeq and is a predicted model, not a curated record. Gene Ontology annotation, molecular function: protein dimerization activity. The coding region runs from base 684 to 1313 and encodes 209 amino acids. The transcript is spliced from 6 exons. NCBI's taxonomy places the organism in Eukaryota, Metazoa, Arthropoda, Arachnida, Ixodida, Ixodidae.